AAUCCUCGUGCCAGUAAAGCAAUCAUCAAGAGGGAGUUCAAACUACUCCUAAAUACAUUUGAGAUGGGUCGUGGCACUAGGAGAGUUGCUCUGUUAUGCUUACUCUGUCUUCAUGUUCUUACAGUGAGUGUGAUUGCUAGGAAUGUAGCGAGUGUGGGUAAGAAUGAGAAAGAAAAGUUUCUAAACAUUGGGGAUGGAGGAGGAUUUGGAGGUGGAAGUGGAGGUGGUGGUGGUGUUGGUGGUGGCUUUGGAAAGGGUGGCGGCAUUGGUGGUGGGAUUGGUAAGGGAGGUGGUGUUGGUGGUGGCUUUGGUAAAGGUGGUGGCAUUGGGGGUGGAAUAGGCAAGGGUGGUGGCUUUGGAGGUGGAGUUGGUGGUGGUCAUGGUGGAGGAGUUGGUGGUGGCAUUGGCAAGGGUGGUGGUAUUGGUGGUGGAAUAGGCAAGGGUGGUGGCUUUGGAGGUGGAGUUGGUGGUGGUCACGGUGGAGGGGUUGGAAAAGGUGGGGGAGUUGGCGGAGGAGUUGGUGAUGGAAUAGGUAAGGGUGGUGGCAUUGGUGGUGGUCAUGGUUUUGGAAAAGGUCGGGGUAUUGGUGGAGGUCAUGGUGGAGAGUUUGGAAAAGGUGGGGGAGUUGGCGGAGGAGCUGGUGGUGGAUUUGGUAAAGGAGGAGGCAUUGGCAAGGGUGGUGGAAUUGGUGGAGGUCAUGGUGGAGGGUUUGGAAAAGGUGGAGGUGUUGGCAAUGGAAAUGGUGGAGGUCAUGGUGAUGGGUUUAGAAAAGGUGGGGGACAUGGCAGAGGAGUUGGUGGUGGCAUUGGUAAGGGUAGUGGAACUGGGGGUGGAAUAGGCAAGGGUGGUGGCUUUGGAGGUGGAGUUGGUGGAGGUCACGGUGGAAGGUUUGGGAAAGGUGGGGGAAUUGGUGGCGGAAUAGGUAAGGGUGGUGGUGUCGAUGGUGGCAUUGGUCAAGGUGGUGGGGGAGGCCUUGGUGGAGGCAUUGGGAAGGGUGGUGGCAUUGGUGGUGGUGAUGGCGGCUUUGGAAAUGGUGGUGGCAUUGGAGGUGGUGGUGACUUUGGAAAAGGUGGUGGCAUUGGAGGUGGGUUUGGUAAAGGUGGUGGAUUUGGUGGCGGCAUUGGAGGUGGAUCUGGUGGUGGGUUUGGAGGGGGAUUUGGCAAAGGUGGUGGAAUAGGAGGCGGUUCAGGAGGUGGAUAUGGUGGAGGUGGUGGAUUUGGUGGAGGAGUAGGCGGAGGUGGUGGGUUUGGUGGAGGAGUAGGCGGAGGUGCUGGGUAUGGUGGAGGAGCAGGUGGAGGUGGUGGAUUUGGUGGUGGAGGCGGCUUUGGUGGAGGAGGCGGCGGUGGGAUUGGACACCACUAAGCAUUAGAUUGUGCGGAUAUAGUAAUAAGCAAUGAAUGUAAUAAUCAUAAUUGUCAUGGAUUUCUGUUUCUAGCAAGUGAAUUAUUUUGUUGAAGAGUUUAUAGUUACGUUAGUAGCAUCUCUUGCCAGUGAUGACAAGUAUGCCUACUCAGCCCGUUGUAAGUUAUUUCUACUUAAAAUGUAAAAUAUAAAUUGAAAAUA
Messenger RNA from Carya illinoinensis, 1563 nucleotides. Its product is annotated as glycine-rich cell wall structural protein. The record is from RefSeq and is a predicted model, not a curated record. NCBI's taxonomy places the organism in Eukaryota, Viridiplantae, Streptophyta, Magnoliopsida, Fagales, Juglandaceae. The coding region runs from base 64 to 1362 and encodes 432 amino acids. The transcript has a single exon.